CUAAAACAUCAAAAUUCUCUCAAUUUAAAUCGGCUUUCUCUCAGAGGCAUAUUUUGAACCCUAAAACCUCUCGUUCUCCGUAAACCUUGAACCCUAAUUUAUUACAAUGACUCUUAAGAACCAUUCUCCUUUACCAGAGAAUCCACCUUCUGUUUCAUCUUCUUCUGCUUCUGAAGAUGAAAGAGAGGUCGAAGAGGAAGUAGUUAACAACAAAGAAGAAGAAAGCGACGACAGCGAAGAAGAAGAAGAAGAAGGCGGAGAUGACGAUGAAGAAACUGAGAAAUCAAGAUUCUGUGUUGUUCCAAACUCCAAACCUAAAUCUAAAGAUGCUGAAGAAGAAGAAAGCUCUGAUGAUGAUUCGGAAUCUGAUGAACAAAUCCCAAUUGAAAAGGAAGAGGCAGUCAAGAAACCCGAACAAACUUCCAUUCCGUCCAAACGUCCGGUUGCCAAACGACAGGUUGAAGCAGAGAAAUCCUCGAAACGGAGGAAGAAGAACAAUGAUGCUAAUGCUGGAGAAGAGUCUGAGAAGAAAACAGCGAGGGUAUGGACUGAAGAAGGUGAGAUUGUUCUUCUGAAAGGGAUGAUUGAUUACAUGAAGCAGGGUAAAAACCCUAUUUCUGAUUCAAAUGGUUUUUAUGAGUUUAUCAAGGGCUCUAUUAAUGUUGAUGUUACUAAAGAGCAAUUGUCUAGUAAAAUUAGACAUGCCAAAGGGAGAUAUCGGCAGAAUGAAGCCAAAGAGAAGAGUGGGGAAGUCUUGACAUUUACCAAAUCCCAUUUUGAGAAAUGCUAUGAGUUGUCAAAGUCAAUAUGGGGUGCUGAGAAUAAACCAGAAAAUGAUGGUAAAGGGAAAAAAGGAGGUGAGACAAUUGAGGUGGAUGGUGCUACAAACGGUAAGAGUAAGAAGAAGAAAGCUAGUAACGAUGCAGGUGUUUCGGAGAAACGGGAAGAAAGUGUUAAGGUAGGUGAUGUUGAUGGUAAAUUGAAAGCAACAGUUGAAAAAGAAGAAGUAGAGGGUUCUGGGUUGAUUGAAUUGGCUCAGCAUAUGGCACCUCCGGGUUUGAAAAGUUUUCUAAAUAGGAGAGGUUUUCAAUUGCUUGAACCUUCGAAGAGGAAGGCAUUUGAAAAGAGGUGGAAGGACUUACAGGUUGCAGAGGGGGAGUUGUUCUUGAGAAGGAUAGAUUUGGUUCGUGAAUUCUCAUUGAAGGCGUUGGAGGCACUGAAGUCUCAAACUUCUUAAGGUUUUUUUUGACUCACUCGAUUAUAAGCUGGUUUUUUGUCUUCCUAAUAGCAUAUAGGUGGGGGAGGUACAGCGCUGAAUGUUAUGUCUAUUGAGAAGAUUCGGGGUUUUAGUUUUAUGUUGCUAUAGGAGUAUGGUUUAGAAUUUUCUGCCAGUUAAUAUUUGCAUAUGUUCAUAGUUUAUACAUUAUAUUUUUCUUAGCAUAUAGACCAAACUUAUGGUAGAAAUUCUGUUUUGUCUUGUCUCA
This is a messenger RNA of Papaver somniferum (opium poppy), 1484 nucleotides long. RefSeq names its product STOREKEEPER protein-like. The transcript has a single exon. Gene Ontology annotation, biological process: regulation of DNA-templated transcription. The record is from RefSeq and is a predicted model, not a curated record. Gene Ontology annotation, cellular component: nucleus. NCBI's taxonomy places the organism in Eukaryota, Viridiplantae, Streptophyta, Magnoliopsida, Ranunculales, Papaveraceae. Bases 107 to 1237 code for a protein of 376 amino acids.